This is a messenger RNA of Naegleria lovaniensis, 573 nucleotides long. RefSeq lists its product as uncharacterized. NCBI's taxonomy places the organism in Eukaryota, Heterolobosea, Eutetramitea, Acrasida, Naegleriidae. The transcript has a single exon. Bases 1 to 573 code for a protein of 190 amino acids. The record is from RefSeq and is a predicted model, not a curated record.
AUGCAAAACAACAAAUGGGUAAAGGUGGUAGACGGAUAUGGAGAAGAUGGCAAAAUGAUCGUUUCAAUCAAACAAACGUACCAAGAUAUGGAAAGUGGUAUUCUUUCAUACAAAGAAAAACGUAUGGGUCUGGAUGAUGCGGCACGUACAAUUUAUGGCCUAUUAGAUUUGCUUAAUGAAAAGAGAUACACGAUAGAAGUACACAGAACACAAUACUACCUCAAAGUCAACAAAAAUGUAAAAUUGACCUUAGAUAGAACUACAUUUGAAGAUGAUACCUCGUUUGUUGUGUUCUCUCUUACCGGAGACUUUGAUCCAGAACAUAUCAACCAGGCCAACAGCGAUCUCACCAAAAACAUCCAACCCAACCCUUGCAGAAGCAAAAUUAUUGAACUCAUUUCUAAAGUUAGGCCCGAUUUGUACUCACGUUUAGUCAAGGGACAAUAUAUUAAAUCUAUGGAAUAUAAGUCUAUGAGUGUUGCAGAAUUUGAAGCAGGACCAGAGGUGGCAAAAGAGAGACAAAAACAAGCAGAAGAUGAAAGCAAAGAAUGGAAGAAGAAAACAAGAACCUAG